AUGUCUACACGCAUGGAACAAAUCCUCGCCGACUCGGUCCGCGACUGCACACCUUGCACACCGGGCACACCCUCGGUUGCACCUUCUCUCACAUAUUCGGAAGACUCAGAAGACCAAGAUGAAUUGCCACAACCACAAGAGCCGCACCGACGGCGCCGAGCUUCGACGAGGCUCAUCUCUCAGAGUGUGGCCGAUAUUCAGCGAAUUACCGGCGAAUCUACAACAGAAGUCAUCAAGAGGUGCUGUGGCGGCGGCUGUUGUAUGAAGUUGGGCCAGAAGAAGGAGGGCCUUGAAUAUGAGAACGUCCCUCACCCCGACAACGACGCCUUCCGGAGCCUCUGUCUUAAGAUCGGAGAGAUUCCUACGGUUCUCAACAAUGUCGCCGAAAUGCCACAGCAGACUGCUUUCUUGAAGCCGGUCCGUCGUACAUCAGACCGUCUACCUUCACCUACCGAUUCCGCUAUUUCCGUGAGUAGUGGGCGUGAGAGUGCAAACGCCUCAAACAACCUCGAUCACACCGUCGCCAAACUUGGUCUGGAGGACCUUGACACUUCGAUUCAGCCGCCCUCCUUUGUCCAGCCGCACCCACCCUACAACGUCUUCCCAGCCAGGAUCCACAAUACCCGAGAGUUGACUAGGGUCGGCGCGGAGAAGCGGACUUAUCACUUUGAUCUUGAUAUCACCGAUUACCCGGAAGAAGACGGCCUGGACUUCAAGGUCGGUGGAGCCAUUGGUGUCUCUGCUCCCAACGAUACUGAAAUGGUGGUCGAAGUCCUCGACCUUUUGGGAGUUCCUAGAUAUCUCCGGGACAAGCCAGUCCUUCUUCAAACCACCAGUGGACGUUGGCCCACAGUCUGGGGAGAUGAACAGGCACGAGAGCUUGUCACUACCCGCAGAGACUUGCUUACCUGGUGCUCAGACAUUCAGUCGUACCCGCCGACUAAGCACUUGUUAAGAGUACUGGCCGAGUACGCCAAUGACGCGAACGAGAAGAAGAUUCUCAUGUUCCUGUGUGCAGGUGAGGGCCAGGGCGUCUUUUGUGACUUCCGUACCGGCCCUCAUGUGUCGCUCGCCCAACUGCUUCACGCUUUCCCAUCGGCCAAGCCCCCUCUGGAUCUUCUUCUUUCUGUUCUGCAGCCUCUUAUGCCGCGUUUCUACUCUCUGUCAAAUGACCCUCAUGAGAACUUUGAGGUUCGGGAUGGAAAGCAGCACCGUCUGAUCGAGAUUGCCGUUACAGUCCACGAAACCAACGAUUGGCAAAAGGGCCAGAGAACUGGCAUUGGCUCCGGCUUCUUUGAGCGCCAGUCCCGCAAGUACACUGCUUUGCAGCGUGCUGGCAACCCCGCACCUCAGAUGUACAUCCCCAUGUUCAAGGGUCUGAUGGCAAAUCCGUUAGCAAAGCAGUUCGUGUCCGAUGGCCCGAUGCUUCUUAUUGGGGCUGGUGUCGGUAUCGCUCCGUUCCGUGGCUUUGUCCAACGCAGAUUAAAGAACGCCAACUGUGCCAACAAAGUGUGGGUGCUCCAGGGCAUUCGCGAUUCCCUCGUCGAUGAGAUAUACCAAGGUGAAUGGGGUGUGCACGAGAGCGACGUGAAGCGCAUCGUCGAGAGCCGAAGCGGUGAGGGCCGAUAUGUGCAAGAAGAAGUUUCCAACCAGGCUGACCUUGUCUGGUACGUCAUCAACUCCGUCGACGGUCGUGUCUUCGUCUGUGGCAGCUCCAAGGGAAUGGGCGAAGGCGUCGAGGAUGCGCUCGUCAAAGUCGCAAUGGCGAAGGGCAACCUCGAGCAAGACGAGGCACGAAGGUUCUGGGACCUCAAGAAGGAGGUAGGUCAGUACAUCGCUGAGACAUGGUAG
Molecule: messenger RNA, 1851 nt
Organism: Truncatella angustata
Lineage: Eukaryota; Fungi; Ascomycota; Sordariomycetes; Amphisphaeriales; Sporocadaceae
Product: riboflavin synthase domain-like protein
Exons: 1
Coding region: 1-1851 (616 amino acids)
Biological process (GO): homocysteine metabolic process
Cellular component (GO): cytosol
Molecular function (GO): FMN binding; flavin adenine dinucleotide binding; [methionine synthase] reductase (NADPH) activity
Source: RefSeq, a predicted model, not a curated record